Tremella mesenterica DSM 1558 is the source of this 2808-nucleotide messenger RNA. RefSeq lists its product as uncharacterized. Gene Ontology annotation, molecular function: phosphatase activity. Gene Ontology annotation, biological process: dephosphorylation. Bases 1 to 2742 code for a protein of 913 amino acids. The record is from RefSeq and is a predicted model, not a curated record. NCBI's taxonomy places the organism in Eukaryota, Fungi, Basidiomycota, Tremellomycetes, Tremellales, Tremellaceae. The transcript is spliced from 3 exons.
AUGGACAGCAUACGUGUCGCUCGAGUUGAAAAUGUUCUCCUUGAACGUCCCAUACCCCCAACGACACCUGAUGGAACACCUACCCGUCAACGACUCGACGGAACCCUUCAUCUCACACCUCAUCACCUCAUCUUCUCCCCUACGCCUGAUGACCCAUCUUCAUCCAGGUCUCCUUCUCAACCAGAAGAGAUAUGGGUCCCAUAUCCUUCCAUAACAUUACUCACCCGAUUACCUCAAGGUAUACAAGGUUUAUAUCCACUUCAAAUCCGUACGAGGACAUUUGACAGCUAUGUCUUUUUAUUCCCUAAAGCUAUGGAAGGUGGUGCUGAGGAUGUUUGGCAGAGUGUGAAGGACUGUGCUGUUGCAUCUUCAGUGGAACAACUAUACGCCUUCUUCUAUUCCCUACCACCACCUGACCCUUCUGGUUCUCAUUCAUUUACGAAAGAAUCAACAUUCUCACCAGAUGCUCCUUCACCUUUGACGACCUCCCCACCGAAAGCUCUUUUACCCUCUUUGAUGCCUGCUAAUCCAUCUGCCGAACCGUCGACAGGAUGGGGAACGUUCAACCCCCGAGCAGAGUUCGCUCGUCAAGGUGUAGGAUCUCGUACCAAAGCUUGGAGGUUUACAGAUAUCAACAAAGAUUAUUCCUUUUGUCCUACAUAUCCUAGCAAGCUGGUCGUCCCUAGUCGCAUAAGCGAUUCAACUCUUGUAUACGCGGGCAAAUAUCGUAGCAAGGCAAGAAUACCCGCUCUGACCUAUCUUCACUGGGCCAAUCAGGCUUCGAUUACACGAUCAUCUCAACCUAUGGUCGGUCUGAAAAACUCUCGAUCAGCACAAGAUGAACGUUUAGUUGAAUGUAUCUUUUCAUCACACCUCUCAGCUGAGAACGCCUACUUCCAAACCGCCCCAGAUCCCCUUUCUUCCGUUCAAACCUCCCCUUCCUCCGCCAUCGCAUCCUUACCCCCAAUUUACGGAUCCACCUCGACCAAUCUCAUCAUCGAUGCUCGGCCAACCACGAACGCUAUGGCAAACGUGGCCAUGGGGGCAGGAACAGAAAAUAUGGACAAUUAUCGAACUGGCAAGAAAGCGUAUCUAGGGAUCGACAACAUUCACGUCAUGCGUAACUCCCUUCGAACCAUUGCUGAAGCUAUCGUGGAGUCAGAGAUGACCAGUACUCCCAUAGAUCGAGGUUUACUAAGGAAGAGCAAUUGGUUACGACACAUAUCGACUCUAUUGGACGGUGCUUUAGUCAUCGUUCGUAAUAUCCACUUGAACGCAUCUCAUGUCCUCAUACAUUGUUCAGACGGAUGGGAUCGGACAUCUCAACUUUCAGCCGUGGCGCAAAUCUGUCUCGAUCCGUAUUAUCGUACCCUACACGGGUUCAAGGUGCUUAUAGAGAAAGAUUGGUUAGCGUUUGGCCAUAAAUUUCUUGAUCGGUCAGGACAUCUUUCUUCAGAGAAGUUGUUCACCGUGACAGAUGUUCUUGAUGACGAAUCGGAUGAGGAAGCUCCAAAUGGUGCACAACGUGCUGCGCAAGCUUUUUUCGCAAGCGUGCAAAAGCAAUUUGCUAGUAAAUCUCAUUUGAAAGAAAUUUCACCAGUCUUUGCUCAAUUCCUUGAAUGUGUUUAUCAAAUCAUGCGUCAAUAUCCCAAACGAUUCGAGUUUAACGAGAAUCUUUUACUUGACAUACAUUAUCAUCUCUACGCUUGUCAAUUCGGUACUUUCUUAUUCAACAAUGAACGUGAUCGUAGAGUACCCAUAUCUGGAAAACCUUAUGUAAAUCGUACAGUUUCCGCAUGGGAUUGGUUCGAUCGACCUAAACAACAAGAAGGAUAUCUCAAUUCGGAAUAUGAUCCCAAGCUGGACGAAUCUACAUCUCGGGAGAAUAGCGCGGAUCAAGGUGUGCUCAUGCCUGAUCCCAAGGAUGUCAAAUUCUGGUUCAGACUUUUUCGAAGGGGGGAUGAAGAGAUGAAUGGGUCAAAGUUGGCAUUACAACAAGCUCCAGGAGCUGAUAUGUUAGGACCGGUGGGUGCAGGUCAACCAGAUCCUAUCUCAAUCGAAGGUGUCAUUUCUGGAUUAUCCAUCUCCACAUCGGACAAUAUCAUCUCCACACGAUCAUCUACCAACCCCUCUCCGGCUCCACCGGAAUCAAGGUCAGUUCCGAAUCUCAUGGAAGAAGAGAGGAAGAAAGAUACUUUCAGACCUUAUUCCACUUCGUCAGCUUUUUCCCUUCAACCGCAUGGGAGACAAUCUCAGACACAAAACACUUCGACUGGGGGGUGGAAUUGGGGACAAUUGUCACAAAUCUCAUCUGGAGCGUUGAAUGUGAUACAAGGAGCAGCGAGGGAGAUCAAGAAUAUCUCACAGGACGCUUUGAGUCAGAUCCGAGCAGAGGGAAAUGCGGAUGGAGAGACUUGGGAGAGAGUAGACGCAGCGAGUCAAUACCCGGCUCCUGGUUUACCAGCGCCGAGAUUACCUACCAGUUUAGCUCAAGGAGGGUUGAGGAUACCGUCAGAGACGAAUCCUUGGUCUACUGAAACGACUAUGAAAAGAGAGCCGAGUCCGGUCAAUCCGUGGGGAAACAAAUUGGGUCAAUCUAUCAGUACUUCAGAACUGUCAGGGAAGGAAGUGGGAGCGGGGAUUGGGGAUGAGGGCAAGAUGGGAAAAGAUGAAGAUAAGGUCAUCGUGGAAGCAGCUAUGGGAGGCGAGAGGAAAGCUUGGGAUCCACUUGGAGCGUUGUAGAUUUUAGACAUAUCAACAUUUCACGUCUGACGUUCAUAUCAGUCUUUAUGACAUGUCAUGAGUCAU